AUGCAUUUCUCUAUUAGCUCUUUAAUUCUUCUUAUCAAUGGGCUUCAGAUUUUAAUUGGACUCUUUUUCAAUGGAUUUAUUGUGAUGAUAAAUUGCAUUUGGUGGCUGCUAUCUAAAAAGCUACAAACAAUUGAUAUUAUUAUAGCAAGCUUGGGACUAGCUAGAUUUUGUCUUCUAUUUGAUGAAAUGUUGGAUCUCUUUUUAAAAAUUUUCAUACCUUGGAAAUCAGAAUCAAAUACUUUACUGGUCACUUUACUGAAGACAAUCUCAUGUUUUUUAAUCAGCUGCUGUAUCUGGUUUGCCACUCUGCUCUGUGUUUUCUAUUGUGUGAAGAUCACCAGCUAUAACUACAGAUUAUUCAUCUACAUGAAACUAAACAUAUCUAGGAUGUUACCCUGGUUGUAUUUAGUGUCUGUAACAGCUUCAGUUAUUUUUAGUGUUCCCUCUGCGUUCUUCUGCCUACCAUUACUUACAUUCAAUUCUACAAAUGAUUUUGAAAAUUCAAGUGAGGAUCAUAGCGACAUGGAAAUGCAUUACCAAGUAGAAAUCAUCAUACAAACGAUAUCAUCUGUUUUACCAUUACCCAUAUUUUGUUUUGCAAUUUCUCUUCUGAUUAGAUCCCUUUGGAAUCACACCAGACAUAUGACCAGCAAGGACUCAGGAUUCCGUAAUCCUCAGCUUCAGGCUCAUUUUAGUGCAAUUAAAAAUAUGUUGUCUUUUUUAUUUUUCCAUAUCAUAUAUUUCAUAUCUAUAAUCUUAUGGCCACUUGCCAGUCAUACAAAUAAUGACAUUUGGCUAGCAUUACUCUCUGUUCCUUAUAUUGCCUAUCCAAGCCUGCACACAAUUAUUUUGAUUUUCAGCAACAUUAAACUGAAACAGACUCUUGUGAGUAUAACAUAUUGCUGCCAUAAAAAUAACACAUGA
Messenger RNA from Bombina bombina (fire-bellied toad), 924 nucleotides. RefSeq names its product taste receptor type 2 member 40-like. The coding region runs from base 1 to 924 and encodes 307 amino acids. Gene Ontology annotation, molecular function: bitter taste receptor activity; G protein-coupled receptor activity. The record is from RefSeq and is a predicted model, not a curated record. NCBI's taxonomy places the organism in Eukaryota, Metazoa, Chordata, Amphibia, Anura, Bombinatoridae. Gene Ontology annotation, biological process: sensory perception of taste; detection of chemical stimulus involved in sensory perception of bitter taste; G protein-coupled receptor signaling pathway. The transcript has a single exon. Gene Ontology annotation, cellular component: membrane.